UUCUAAUAAUCAGUUCCAAAUCAACUUUGCGAUAUAACCAUAAGGUUGUUUUUGUAUUGUAAGUUGAUAAAAAGUGCUCGAAGCUACUCGCGGCCGAAGGUCUGUCGGUCGAUCGGUCAAUUUCAUCCAGCAGUUUCAUUUCAUUCAUUGCGGGACUUAGUUGUUUUGUGAAAUUACAACAGUUUUUAUAAUUUCGAUGUUAAACAUAUUUUACCUAUUUCCCAGACAAGAAUUAUACACCAAUAUGUUGUGUGUUGUUGAGCUUUAGUGCCGGUGAUAAAUUAAUUACCUACUUUAAUUUUUGUGUAUAUCGUGAAGAAAAAACAUAAAAAAUGAGGCUGGCAGGGACCAUUUUCUCAAAUGUGACGAAAAUGCUGGACUUUUAUGCACAGUUUAACCCAUCGCCUUUGUCUAUAAAGCAGUUCAUAGAUUUUGGUUUAAACGCGUGCGAAAAGAAAUCAUACAUAUUCCUUAGAAAGGAGCUACCAGUAAGACUGGCGAACAUAAUGAAAGAGAUAGCGCUACUGCCCGAAAACCUUCUUCGGAUGCCUUCAGUCGGCCUCGUGAACCAGUGGUACGAGCGCUCCUUCGCCGAGAUCAUACGGUUUGAGAAGAUGGAUCCAGAGCAGAAGGUGCUUAGCGAAUUCUGCGAGAGACUAGUCCACAUCCGUAACCGGCAUGCGGACGUUGUCCAGACCAUGGCGCAAGGAGUCCUAGAGCUGAAGGAAUCACAUGAAGUUGACUGUGGAGUGGAACACUCCAUACAAUACUUCCUCGACCGGUUCUAUAUGAGCCGCAUCUCUAUCAGGAUGCUGAUCAACCAACACACAAUCCUCUUCGGCGAACAACCAGUAGGCGCUAAACAGGCGUCGGUCAACGGCAUGGGAAAUGGGGGCAGACAUAUCGGGUGCAUCGACCCCGCGUGCGACGUCGCGGGCGUCGUGCGGGACGCGUACGAGAACGCGAGGUUCCUCUGCGACAGGUACUACCUGGCGUCGCCGGAGCUGGUGCUGCUGCAGUGCGGAGUUCCCAGCGAGCGCCCAAUGCCCGUGGUGUACGUGCCGUCCCAUCUCUACCACAUGCUCUUCGAGCUGUUCAAGAAUGCCAUGAGGGCCACCAUGGAGAGUCACGAGAGCUGUCCGCCGCCUAUCACUGUCAACAUUGUUCCUGGGAAAGAAGAUGUUUCUGUUAAGAUGUCAGACCUCGGCGGGGGCAUACCUCGCAGCGUAUCGGAUCUCCUGUUCAAGUACAUGUACAGUACAGCGCCACAGCCAUCGAAGUCAGACUCGCAUACCGUACCGCUGGCCGGCUACGGGUACGGGCUGCCCAUCUCGCGGCUGUACGCGCGCUACUUCCACGGCGACCUCACGCUCAUGUCGUGCGAGGGCCACGGCACCGACGCCGUCAUCUAUCUGAAGGCGCUCUCAAACGAAGCCAACGAGCUGCUCCCAAUCUUCAACAAGACGUCGACGAAGUUCUACCGGCCGUCCGCGCAGCUGGCGGACUGGUCGGGCAGCCUGCACACCGCCGGCGCGGCCAAGGGCAGCCGCGAGAAGGUCUCCCCUCUGUCGCACAGUGUGGCGUAAUGGUAUGAUAACAGCCUAACCGCCUGCAGUGGCAGCAUGGUUCCAUUUUUAUCACUUGUCACUUUCGCACUUACAAACUUGUUAGAACGUGACAGGCACGGUGACAAAUGAUAAAGAGCCGACCAUCUUAGCCCUACUGAUCUUGUCGGUUUACCAGUCCAGAUGGGACAGUUUUUAUCCCAAUCUGAUUAAAUUGUUAUUUUGAUCAGGUGGUGUUGAACAGGGGUGUCACGAAUGUCGCAUUCUUCAUUUUCGCGAAUGCGAAUCCGAAUGACCAGGAUGCGAAUGUCCGAAUGCGAAUGUUACGGAAUAGGUAGUUCGGGUCUCUAUUGUUUCCUAUAAAGUUUUAUAAUGUAUUGUUUGUCCACAUUUUCGUUUAACAUAAUUUGUUUUUUUUUCUCAGAAAUGCGUAACUUUUCAGGAUUGCCAUAAUGCCAUAAAAUAAACUUACCUUUAGGAUAACCUUACAAAAACCCUGAGAAGUUAACUGGUUCAAAAUUAUGACUAAUGAUAAUCAUUACAUUAUGACUUUCAAUAACUAUGACAAACAAAGGGAUCCGGUUAUUAUCAUUCUUGGUUAGAAAAAUUUUAACCUUAGAAGUGUUGAGAAAUGCUGUCUACUGGUCAAAAUGCAUUACUUGAAAACAGUUUGCGCGCACUGCUCAUAGCGCGAGUCGACGAGACAGAACACGACCUGCGUACAUUCGCAUUCGCAAAACAUUCGCUUCAUUCGAUGCGAAUGUUUAAAAUGAUGCGAAUAUUAUAUAUUCAAAUGCGAAUAUUCGUGACAUCCCUAGUGUUGACUCAUAGAUGAAAUUGGCUAGCCGAUUCCACUUGAUUUGAUUGACUGGUCAAAUUAUUAUUUUUGGGAUAAUUGCUUAAUUUGGAGCGCCAAACUGUCAUCAUAGAUCAAAAAUUGGUGAUUAAAUUGAGUACGUGUG
Cydia pomonella (codling moth) is the source of this 2527-nucleotide messenger RNA. RefSeq names its product pyruvate dehydrogenase (acetyl-transferring) kinase, mitochondrial (gene Pdk). Gene Ontology annotation, biological process: protein phosphorylation; regulation of glucose metabolic process. Gene Ontology annotation, molecular function: pyruvate dehydrogenase (acetyl-transferring) kinase activity. NCBI's taxonomy places the organism in Eukaryota, Metazoa, Arthropoda, Insecta, Lepidoptera, Tortricidae. Gene Ontology annotation, cellular component: mitochondrion. Bases 333 to 1586 code for a protein of 417 amino acids. The record is from RefSeq and is a predicted model, not a curated record. The transcript is spliced from 9 exons.